Messenger RNA from Pungitius pungitius (ninespine stickleback), 738 nucleotides. It is a transcript of the gene eny2, whose product is annotated as ENY2 transcription and export complex 2 subunit. Gene Ontology annotation, molecular function: chromatin binding; transcription coactivator activity. Gene Ontology annotation, cellular component: DUBm complex; nuclear pore; SAGA complex. The record is from RefSeq and is a predicted model, not a curated record. Gene Ontology annotation, biological process: regulation of transcription by RNA polymerase II; poly(A)+ mRNA export from nucleus; positive regulation of DNA-templated transcription. Lineage: Eukaryota; Metazoa; Chordata; Actinopteri; Perciformes; Gasterosteidae. The transcript has 4 exons. The coding region runs from base 353 to 640 and encodes 95 amino acids.
ACACGUGUUUCUGCUCGGACCCAAAUACUUGAUGGUAAAACCUGUGAAAUCAAAAUAGUCUCUGUUCUUUAGUCACAUUUCAAACACAAAUGUGGAGCUAAAUGGCAAGUAAAACGCGCAGUUGAUCGCACAGAUGCUGUGUGGUGUUUAGAUAACGUUAGUUGUCCCCAAUAUGCCUGUUGCUUUCUCAGUUAACGUCAUUUCGCCUUAACUCGACGGGACCUCGUAUCCAUCUCUGGCGGGAAAGUAGCGCUCGGCGUGGUGAACCAGCUUUAGUGACUUCAACAAGGCCAGUGCCUCUUCUCACUGGGGACUUAUUCCCUCAGUCCCCCCAGGCGUCAGGCAGAAGACUAUGAGCAAAGAGUCCAGGAUGAGGGCCACGGUGAACCAGAAGCUGACCGAGAUGGGGGAACGAGAGAGGCUGAAGGAGUUACUGAGGGCUAAGCUCGCCGAGUGUGGAUGGAAGGAUCAGAUGAAAGCUCACUGCAAAGAAGUGAUCAAAGACAAAGGCUUGGAGCACGUCACCUUGGAGGACCUGGUGGUCGAGAUCACCCCUAAAGGAAGAGCUUUGGUGCCGGACAGCGUCAAGAAAGAGCUCCUCCACAGAAUAAGAGCCUUCUUGGCUCAGCAUGCCACAUAGUCAUACUUUCUAAUAUUUCAACUUGCCUAUACUAUCAUGACAUGACAUGACAUAUACAUAUGUUUAGGGAAUUCAUUUAUCUAGAAUAUUCAGAGACA